This is a messenger RNA of Racocetra persica, 263 nucleotides long. NCBI's taxonomy places the organism in Eukaryota, Fungi, Glomeromycota, Glomeromycetes, Diversisporales, Gigasporaceae. The record is from the annotation of a GenBank genome assembly.
CCAGCGAAAUGCUCGCUACGUUAUGUAAAUAUUUAGAAAUUAAAGAUGAAAAAGAUAUGAAUAUUAGCAAUUAUUUAACUACUAUUGUCAAAAAAAGAAAAACGGUUGGUCGGGGAGACAAGACUGCGGGCCGAGGACAAAAAGGCCAAAAAUCCCGCAAAAGUGGUCAUGUUCGUCCGGGAUUUGAAGGAGGACAAACCGAAGUGGCACGACGUUUUCCCAAGCGAGGUGGCGGAUUUAGGCCCGACCGAAUUUCUUAUCAG